ACAGCAUCUCAGUUUCAUCCAAGCAAACCCGCCCCGCAUUGCCCCACCUGAACAUCUCAACCACCAAAACAGCGCCAACAAGACAAUCCACCAACACCAAUACUCAAUCCCUUCGAAAUGCCCAAGGUAUACGUUGCAAUCAUCGGUAGUCCCCAUGCCCCAGUUUAAAUUUGCAAUUGACUGACAAACCCUCUCCGUAGGCGCCGGCGGCGUCGGUAAAUCCUUCAUCAGCCAACUAAAUUCCUACGCCCUCCGCAGCAAAAAGCACACAAUAAGCACGAUUCUCAUCUCCCGCUCUUCGAAAGCCAUCCUGUCGAGAGACUACUCGGGGCUAAACCUGGCCACCUGGGAAUCCGACAUUGCCUCCAGCAGCGUCAGCGUCAAGCCCCCCAGCUUCCCGGACGAAACCCUCAAAUUCCUGACCUCCGCUCCGGGCCCGGUGAUUCUCGUUGACAACACUUCCUCUGAAGCAAUCGCGGCAGAGUACCCGCGCUUCCUAUCUUCGGGUGUGCACCUCGUCACGCCGAACAAGAAAGGCUUCUCCAGCUCGCUAGACCUGUUCAAGGCGAUCUACGCUGCGAGCGGAGCCCAGAAUGGUGGAUAUGUAUUCCACGAGGCUACAGUAGGCGCGGGACUUCCGGUACUGAGCACGCUGAAGGACUUGAUAGAUACAGGGGACGAAAUAGUCAAGAUCGAGGGUGUAUUCUCUGGGACGAUGAGUUACCUGUUCAACUCCUUCGCUCCGCUCUCGCCCUCCGGUUCUGAAAAGCCCUUCUCGGCUUGCGUCGCCGAAGCAAGAGAACUUGGGUACACAGAGCCCGAUCCGAGAGACGACCUCAACGGCCUCGACGUCGCGCGCAAGUUGACGAUCCUGGCCCGUCUCUCGGGACUGCAAGUCUCGGAGCCAACGUCCUUCCCCAUCCAGUCCCUGAUUCCGAAACCUUUAGAGUCCGCUACUAGCGCGGAGGAGUUCCUGGUUGGGCUAGCAGGCUUUGACGGUGAAAUAGACAAGGUCAAGACGGCGGCGGAGAGCGAGGGCGCGGUGGUUAGGUAUGUUGGCAGUCUAGACGUCGGGAAGGGAGAGGUUAGUGUUGGCUUGAGGAACUUUGAUAGGGGUAGUGCGAUUGCGGGGUUGAAGGGGAGUGACAAUAUUAUCAGCUUCUAUACUAGGAGGUAUGGGGAGAGGGCGAUGAUUGUGCAGGGGGCUGGGUGAGUUUUAAUGCAUUUCUCCCGAGCAGGGUACUAUGGCUAACAAGCACUCUUGCGCGUGAGUAGUGCUGGCGCAGAGGUUACGGCUAUGGGUGUUCUUGGCGACCUUAUUAAGGUUUUGGAGAGAUUGAAGUAGCUAUCAUCCCUUCAACUCCCCAAUUGGCGGGUAUAGGGGAAGCUGCCUUGUCACUGAAAUGGUAUACCUCAAAAAAAAAUAAGCUCCUUGUUAUUCAUCU
Molecule: messenger RNA, 1445 nt
Organism: Tuber aestivum (summer truffle)
Lineage: Eukaryota; Fungi; Ascomycota; Pezizomycetes; Pezizales; Tuberaceae
Source: the annotation of a GenBank genome assembly